UCAAUGAUUCAUGGCGGAUCUCAGGUGAUGAGAAAUAAAAAUUCAGGAGGCACUUCUAAUCUGAAGCUCUAACGAGCUUUUUUCAUCAAAGGGAUGUUUCUCCCACACCCUGGUGGAGGUGUCCUGAAAAAUGGCUGAUGAUAUUGAUAUUGAAGCAAUGCUUGAGGCUCCUUAUAAGAAGGAUGAGAACAAAUUGAGCAGUGCCAAUGGCCAUGAAGAGCGCAGCAAGAAGAGAAAAAAGAGCAAAAGCAGAAGUCGUAGUCAUGACAGGAAAAGAAGCAGAAGUAAGGAACGCAAACGAAGUCGUGAGCGUGAGAGGAAAAAGAGCAAAAGCCGAGAAAGGAAACGCAGCAAAAGCAAAGAACGCAGACGUAGCCGCUCUAGAAGCAGAGAACGCCGUUUCAGAGGCCAUUACAGAAGCCCUUAUUCUGGUCCAAAAUUCAACAGUGCCAUGAGAGGAAAGAUUGGCUUGCCUCACAGCAUCAAAAUAAGCAGACGGCGCUCUAGGAGCAAAAGUCCAUUCAGAAAAGACAAGAGCCCUGUGAGAGAACCUAUUGAUAAUCUUACUCCAGAAGAGAGAGAUGCUCGAACAGUUUUCUGUAUGCAGCUUGCUGCAAGAAUUAGGCCAAGAGACCUGGAAGAAUUUUUCUCUACUGUAGGAAAAGUCCGUGAUGUACGCAUGAUUUCCGAUAGAAACUCCAGGCGCUCCAAGGGAAUUGCUUAUGUAGAAUUUGUUGAUGUUAGUUCAGUGCCUUUGGCAAUUGGAUUAACAGGACAGCGAGUGUUGGGAGUACCAAUAAUAGUACAGGCAUCCCAAGCAGAGAAAAACAGAGCAGCAGCAAUGGCAAAUAAUCUACAAAAAGGUAGUGCUGGGCCCAUGAGACUCUAUGUAGGAUCAUUACACUUCAACAUAACCGAAGAUAUGCUUCGUGGAAUUUUUGAGCCAUUUGGCAGGAUUGAAAGCAUUCAGUUGAUGAUGGAUAGCGAAACAGGACGUUCCAAAGGAUAUGGAUUUAUUACUUUUUCAGAUUCAGAGUGUGCUAAAAAGGCCUUAGAGCAACUAAAUGGUUUUGAGCUAGCUGGUAGGCCAAUGAAAGUUGGUCAUGUAACUGAGCGGACGGAUGCAUCCAGUGCUAGCUCAUUUUUGGACAGUGAUGAAUUGGAAAGGACUGGCAUUGACUUGGGUACAACUGGUCGUCUCCAGUUGAUGGCAAGACUUGCUGAAGGUACUGGUUUGCAAAUUCCUCCAGCUGCACAGCAAGCUCUGCAGAUGAGUGGAUCAUUAGCAUUUGGAGCUGUGGCAGAUUUGCAGACAAGACUUUCACAGCAGAGUGAAGCACUGUCUGCAGCUGCGUCUGUACAACCACUUGCAACGCAGUGCUUCCAGCUCUCCAACAUGUUUAACCCUCAAACUGAAGAAGAAGCUGGCUGGGAUACAGAAAUAAAAGACGAUGUGAUUGAGGAGUGUAACAAACUUGGAGGAGUUGUGCAUAUAUAUGUAGACAAAAAUUCAGCUCAGGGCAAUGUGUAUGUCAAAUGCCUUUCAAUAGCUGCAGCAAUUGCCGCUGUUAAUGCAUUACAUGGAAGAUGGUUUGCAGGUAAAAUGAUUACAGCAGCAUAUGUACCUCUGCCAACAUACCACAAUCUUUUUCCUGAUUCUGUGUCUGCAACUCAGCUUUUGGUUCCUUCUCGGCGAUGAAGAUGGAUUUAGUCAGUUUUGUACAUAGCUAUUUUUGGAGGAAGACCGAGUUAAACUUUUAUUUAGAUAAAACAAAAGGAAAGAGUGUAAUGUCCUUUUGUGUACACUUCCUGUUACCUUUAAACAAAAAAAAAUAAAGAGUAAGCAGGAAUGCUGUGUGUUCAUUCUCUCUUGAUUAGCAUUCCCACUGUAUACAAAGCUGACUACUUGUUCUGCCUUGUAAUUCUUGUACAUUUAGAACAUUUGGCUAAGGUGAUCUGUAGGAACAGAUAUAGCUCAUAGAAAAGAUUUUCUGUAAAAGGUGGUCAGGACAUGAUUUUUUAAUGUUUUCACCAGCCUUUUCUUUUAUUGCAGGUAUUACAUUUUACAUUCACUUAAGUGUAGAUGCUCUGCUAAAGGUUAAUAUCAGAAUUUAACUGGACAUACUUAGUGUGGGUUUUUUGUAUGGACUGAAAAUUCAAGAGGCUACUGAGUGACUCUUUUGGUCAGCUGAUCACUUAAUGUUGACCAGUUGACAGCAUUGGGAAGAUUGAAGCAUUUUAUUUCUAGAUGGUAACUUUUGAUUGUUUCUGUAAAAGUUUCUUGUAAAUAAGGUGUAAGGUGUGUUUAGAAUUCCAAACAAAGCUAUCUCUGCAUUUCCAAAUUAAAGGUCUGUUGAUUGCAGGGAAUGUACCUAGUUUGAAAGUUGAAGUAGGAAAUGCAGGAAUAUAUUUUGUCUGGUUGCAUAUAAUCUCUGCUCUUUUUUAAGCUCUGUGAGCUCUGAAAUAUAUUUUUGGGUUACUUCAGUGUGUUUGACAAAACAGCUUGAUAUUUCUAUCAACAAAUGACUUUCAUAUUGCAACAAUCUUUGUAAGAACCACUCAAAUAAAAUUCUCUUAAAGGCCUCUAGAA
Euleptes europaea (tarantolino) is the source of this 2590-nucleotide messenger RNA. It is a transcript of the gene RBM39, whose product is annotated as RNA binding motif protein 39. Lineage: Eukaryota; Metazoa; Chordata; Lepidosauria; Squamata; Sphaerodactylidae. Gene Ontology annotation, biological process: mRNA processing. The coding region runs from base 131 to 1699 and encodes 522 amino acids. Gene Ontology annotation, cellular component: nucleus. Gene Ontology annotation, molecular function: RNA binding. The transcript is spliced from 17 exons. The record is from RefSeq and is a predicted model, not a curated record.